AUGGCGAACACUUUGGCGGAUGGAGCGACUCCACUCCCGAACCUCACAAUGUCCGUCGAACAUACUGACGCCAUCGCGAUUGAGCAACCGAGCAGACGAAGGGGAAAGGCAAAGAUACUGAAGAGUCUUCAACGAAUUUCAUCCUCUCCUGCGCUCGCCCAAUUGGGCUCAAAGCGAACGAGGAACAGUCCCUAUGGCGGAAGAGCAGCUGUCUCGAGCAUGAGUUUGGCUUCGGCGAGCUCUCCACGAAGUUAUGACAUUUCUUACCCAUCCCAGUCAACCAUGGCUGGUUAUUCUACUGCCCCCACUACCCCGGGUCUCGAUUCUCCGUUCCUGAACAAUUCCAAUGGCAGUUUUUCGGGUCGCAAGCGGGAACAAGGAUCUCCCAGUACAAGCACUCCUACAAGUCCACUUUCAGGCUUGAGCCCACGACUUAUGGCAUCUUUUCCCGAAGAAUCAACCUUUCCCGAGGUAAUUGAGGACUACUUUACUCUCGCAAAGACUACGCGACAGCGAGUAAGACGAAUAAACUUUGAUUUUUGGGGCGAGAUACCACAUGAAAUGAGAUUGGCUAUUCUCGAGUAUCUCCUGCCAAAGGAAUUGGUACGAGCUUCGAUUGUGAGCAAGGAGUUUUAUAAAGCAUGCUUCGAUGGCCAACUUUGGACAUGUUUUGAUGCCUCGGAAUUCUACAAAGACAUACCCGCAGAAUCACUAUCUAAGAUAAUUGUCACUGCCGGACCAUUUGUAAAGGACCUGAACUUGAGAGGUUGCGUUCAAGUUGAGCAUUACAAACGAGCAGAAAUGGUGGUGAAGGCUUGCAAGAAUCUCAUAAAUGCGACUCUUGAAGGCUGCCGGAACUUUCAGCGUUCAACACUUCAUAGCCUCUUGAAAAGCAAUGAGCGACUUGCACAUUUGAACCUUACCGGCCUAACAGCAGUUACCAACGGGACCUGUAAGAUCAUUGCACAAUCGUGCCCAUCUUUGGAGAUGUUCAAUGUAUCUUGGUGUACACAUAUGGACGCUCGAGGUAUUAGAGCCGUUGUUUUGGGAUGCCCCAAGUUGAAGGACCUCCGGGCAGGUGAAGUAAGAGGCUUCAACAACCUUGACCUGGCUCAAAACAUUUUUGAAACCAACGGCUUGCAGAAAUUAGUGCUCAGCGGAUGUACUGAUUUGUCUGACAUAGCACUUCGGACUAUGGCCGUUGGUGAUGAUCCAGAAAUCGAUAUUCUCACCGAUCUUCCUCUUGUACCGGCAAGGAGAUUACAACAUCUUGAUCUCAGUCGAUGCAACCGACUAACCAGUGUCGGGGUAAAGACACUGGCUCACUUAGUACCGGAUUUGGAAGGUCUUCAGUUGAAUGGGUGCACUGCAUUAACUGACAAUGCACUUAUGGAUAUUGUAAAGACAACACCGCGACUCACUCACCUUGAAAUUGAAGAUCUAUCCCAACUUACAAACAUCUUCCUAUCCGAACAUCUCGCUAAAGCACCCUGCGCUCCUAGAAUGAAGCAUCUCUCCGUCAGCUAUUGUGAGAAUCUUGGUGACACUGGAAUGCUACCUGUCAUUCGUGCUUGCACCAGCCUUAGCACGGUUGAAAUGGACAAUACCAAAAUUAGUGAUCUUGUUCUAGCGGAAGCAGCAUCUAUGAUCCGAACCCGGGCCUCACGGACUACCAAUUCUCGCUCUCGACCUCAAGUUGGCCUCAGUAUGGAUGUCUUCGACUGUCAGAAUGUCACCUGGACUGGGAUCCGCGAAGUUCUCUCUCGCAAUUCCGAAGUUAGCAAGCCUACUGGUGCACAGAACGAGGCAACUUAUCCAACUCAGAUCAUUUCGAUGAAAUGUUUCCAUGUUUGGCAGCAGACAGUUGACGAGCAUAAGAGAAGGGUCCUAAAAGGCGAUCUUCCCGCUGCUGCGAGAUUGGAAAGGAAGUGGGCGGAGUAUAUGAUGGCGAAUGAGGAAGCCGGUGCUGGCGGUGCGGGUGCUCGGAGGAGACGACGAAGAGCUCGAGAAGCGCAGAUGCUCCAUGCUGACGAGGAAGAGGGUGGUCUUGGUAUGGGUGGUAUUGGAAGACGACGGAGAGCUAGGAGUAGUGGAUGUGCUAUUAUGUGA
Messenger RNA from Hymenoscyphus albidus, 2109 nucleotides. The record is from the annotation of a GenBank genome assembly. Lineage: Eukaryota; Fungi; Ascomycota; Leotiomycetes; Helotiales; Helotiaceae.